GCUCAGCGAGCUCGAGAUGGUCCAGAGCCGAACCCCAAGUCCAGUCAUCCACAGAGCGCCGGGGACAGAGCAACACCACACGACGGAGCUGUCUGCUGCCAACGGCCACUCAUCACCGGACCCCCCGGAGCAAGGCACACACGCCGCCCGGCGCCCUCCCGGUGACACCACAGACCACGAAUGGUGUGCGACGGCGAAGCACUGGUCAGCCCGUCCGGAACAGGUCUCCAGAAGACUACUGAAACCAACCCUCAAAUCAAAAAGAAAACCAUGAAGGACAAGGUGGCAAGUUCAUCGGACCUUUUGGCUAACGUGACUGUUCCAAACGCCAACGGCACAUCGACCACCAACGGAACGUCAUCGACUAACGGGAUCAAGAACGGCAGUGCCAACGGAAGUGCCAACGGAAGUGCCAACGGGGUGAAGAACGGCGCCACGCCCGUGUACCGAGGGAUGAUAACAUUGGACGGCAAGGACCCGAUGUGCGACGCAGACAACCCCAUCUGCCUCCAGUUUGAGGAUGUGACCUCGGCCGCCUUCAAGAUCAAGGGUGGCGUCCUCAACACGCCCUGCAUGCUGUCGCACCUGUCAUCGCUCACGGGGAUGGAGGUGUACCUGAAGCAGGACUUCCUCCAGUUCACCGGCAGCUUCAAGGAGCGCGGCGCCCGGUACGCGCUCAUGGAGCUGCCGGCCUCGCAGAAGUCCCGGGGCGUCAUCUCGGCCUCGCUGGGCAACCACGCCCUCGCGCUGUCCUACCACGGCAAGCUCCUCGGCAUCCCCGUCACCGUCGUCAUGCCCCUCGUGGCGCCCAUGAUGAAGAUCCAGUGCUGCCGGCAGCACGGCGCCACCGUGGUGGUGCAGGGCCAGGACAUGGCCGAGGCCAAGGCCAUCGCCAUGCGCAUGGCGCGCCAGGAGGAGCUGGCCUACAUCAACGGCUACGACCACCCCCACAUCAUGGCGGGCCAGGGCACGCUCGGCCUCGAGAUCCUGGAGCAGGUGCCCGACGUGGACGCCAUCGUGGUCCCCGUGGGCGGCGCGGGCCUCAUCGCCGGCAUCGCCACCGCGGUCAAGUCCAUGCGGCCCAACGUCAAGAUCAUCGGCGUGGAGUCGGAGCGCUGCGCCAGCUUCUCGGCCGCGUUGGAGGCGGGUAAGCCCGUGCCCGUGGCCGGCGGGCCCACCAUCGCGGACGGCCUCGCCGUGCCCACGGUGGGCGUCAACGCCUUCGUGACGGCGGCGCCGCUCGUCGACAGAAUGGUGGUCGUCAAGGAGGAGACCGUGGCCGUCUCCAUCCUCAGGCUGGUGGAACUCGAGAAGUGCGUCGUGGAGGGCGCCGGCGCCUGCGGUUUGGCGGCCAUCCUGGACGGCCAGCUCGACGAGUUCAAGGGCAAGAAACUCGUACUCUUGCUUUGCGGGGGUAACAUCGAUACAACGGUGUUGGGGCGCUGCUUGGAGCGCGGUCUUGCCGUCGAUGGGAGGCUCAUGAAGUUUUCCGUGACGGUGAGCGACCGGCCAGGAGGCAUCGCUGAGCUCUGCUCCCAACUGGCGCGGCUCGGUGUGUCUAUCAAAGACAUCGAGCAUGAGAGGGCCUGGAUCGCGUCCGACGUUUUCAGUGUCUCGGUCACGGUAACGUGCGAGACGAGAGACAUGGAACAUGCCAAUGAACUAAGAGAUACACUCAACAAAAACUACACUCACAUUGUGUUCCCUGUGAUGCGCUAGUUCAUUUUAAAUCCUGCAUUUCUGGUCGUUGCUUAGCACCAUUGCUUAGAGGAAGUCGUUUGUACAUAGCAUUAUCAUUCAACCCUUCAUCUGUUUAUCGCAAUUUUUAAAAUAAUGACUGUAGCAUAAGGUACUCAUCAGUUUUCAUUUGAACAUACAACACAUUUCAACAUUGAAUUCAUACACGCUUUGUCUCAUUUACAUUAAGAAAAAAAAAUCAAAAAAAAAAAUAAUAAAAAUUAAAUUGCAAUUUGAUCACGA
Molecule: messenger RNA, 1980 nt
Organism: Frankliniella occidentalis (western flower thrips)
Lineage: Eukaryota; Metazoa; Arthropoda; Insecta; Thysanoptera; Thripidae
Product: L-threonine ammonia-lyase
Exons: 8
Coding region: 181-1719 (512 amino acids)
Biological process (GO): L-threonine catabolic process; L-serine catabolic process
Molecular function (GO): threonine deaminase activity; L-serine ammonia-lyase activity
Source: RefSeq, a predicted model, not a curated record